CUUUCAUAGAACCCCUAUCUUUACUUAAUGAUUAAGGAGGUCUCCUCAUCAAUGGCGGUUUAGAUCUCCAAUAACUUCCAAGUGACGGGUCCUGUAUUGCCUCCUUAUUUAACAAUUCCAAAAAGUCAACUCAAAAUAAGGUUGUGUAUAGACUCUCCAAAGCCAUCAAGCUUAGUUUUUUCCUCUCAGAUCAGAUUUCUUGUUUUCCGAACACCCAACUCCAGUUUAUUGGUUCUGUCAUAUUUAGCUGAAAACCCAAUACAAUUACUGAGGAAUAAGUGAAUUUAAGCUCUGAUCAUUAAUGACUGUGAUCUGGGUUUAACAUAAUUUCGUGUAAAGUUUGUUUUUUUUUUUUCCAUUUAGUUUUGAGAUUUGGAUCGCGUAAUUAGAAUCUGGGUUUUGUAUACUCGGGUUUUUUCUUCGAAACCAUGAGGGAAAAGCUGGGAUUUUUGGUUUGCGUUUGGUUUAUUGUGUGUGGGUCUUGUUUGGGUAAGUUUGUGGUGGAGAAGAACAGCUUGAGGGUGACUUCACCGGAUUCAUUGAAAGAUGUUUACGAAUGUGCAAUUGGGAAUUUUGGGGUUCCUAAGUAUGGAGGAACCUUAGUUGGUCAGGUGAUUUUCCCAAAAGCAAAUCAGAAGGCAUGUCAGAGCUUCGUUGAUUUCGAUCUCUCUUUCAAAUCCAAGCCUGGUGGCCUCCCAAUCUUCCUUCUUGCCGAUCGAGGAGAUUGUUACUUCACCUUGAAGGCAUGGAAUGCACAGAAUGGUGGAGCAGCAGCUCUGCUAGUUUUGGACGACCGGGUCGAGCCUUUGAUAACCAUGGACACCCCAGAAGAUGAGAAUAAGCAGGCAGAUUAUCUGCAAAAUAUAACCAUCCCCUCUGCACUUAUUACCAAAACUUUGGGGGAUAACAUCAAGAAAGCCUUAUCGAGUGGUGAGAUGGUCAAGAUUAGUCUUGACUGGAGAGAGGCUCUUCCGCAUCCUGAUGAGCGGGUUGAAUAUGAGUUCUGGACGAAUAGCAAUGAUGAGUGUGGUCCUAAAUGUGACAGUCAGAUUGAAUUUGUCAAGAGUUUCAAAGGAGCAGCUCAGAUUCUUGAAAAGAAUGGGUACACUCAGUUUACCCCGCACUACAUAACUUGGUAUUGCCCAGAGGCUUUCCUCUUGAGCAAACAGUGCCAGUCUCAGUGUAUCAACCAUGGAAGAUAUUGUGCUCCUGAUCCUGAGCAGGACUUCACCACAGGGUAUGAUGGGAAAGAUGUUGUAGUUCAGAAUUUGCGUGAAGCUUGCUUUUUUAAGGUGACAAAUGAUACUGGAAAACCAUGGCUUUGGUGGGAUUACGUGACCGAUUUUGAAAUUCGGUGCCCUAUGAAGGAUAAGAAGUACAACGACGAUUGUGCAAAUGAAGUUAUCAAAUCACUUGGGGUUGAUGUCAAUGAGAUUCAAAAAUGCAUAGGAGAUCCUACCGCAGAUGUAGAGAACCCGAUUCUUAAAGCUGAGCAGGAAGCACAGAUUGGCCAAGGCACACGUGGGGAUGUGACUAUAUUGCCAACGCUUGUCAUAAACAACCGACAGUAUAGAGGUAAGCUGGACAAGAGUGCAGUUCUGAAAGCCAUCUGUUCAGGUUUCCUGGAGACCACGGAGCCUGCAAUCUGUUUAAGUGCAGAUAUGGAAACAAAUGAGUGUCUAGAAAAUAAUGGUGGAUGCUGGCAGGAUAAGGCAGCCAACAUCACUGCAUGCCGGGAUACUUUUCGAGGGAGAGUGUGUGAAUGCCCAAUUGUGCAGGGUGUACAGUUUAAUGGCGAUGGUUACACUCAAUGUGAAGCCUCAGGUGCUUUACGUUGUGGGUUGAAUAAUGGAGGAUGUUGGAGGGGCACCCAGGAGGGCAAGACCUAUUCUGCCUGCAUUGAUGACCAAUCAACAGGUUGCAAGUGUCCACUAGGAUUCAAGGGUGAUGGAGUCAACACUUGCGAUGAUAUCAAUGAAUGCGAAGAAAAGUCAGCCUGCCAAUGCCCCCAGUGCAAAUGCAAGAAUACCUGGGGCAGUUAUCGGUGCAACUGCAGUGGCAACUUACUCUACAUGCGCGAACAUGACACAUGCAUAAGUAAAGAUUUUAAAAGCGAGCUUAGCUGGAGGUCCAUUUGGGUUAUUAUUCUCGGUUUAGCUGCUGUUGGGGUUGGUGGAUAUGCAGUUUACAAGUACAGAAUCCGGAGAUACAUGGACUCAGAGAUUCGGGCAAUCAUGGCCCAGUACAUGCCACUGGAUAGUAAUCAAGGGGAGUUUUCAAACCACGUUCCUCAUGGAGGCGUAUGAAGAUGAUCGAUGAAGAGGCGUAUGAAGAUGACUGACGUACUCUACUCACAACGGGAGAUGAAAGUUCCACUGCUACUGGAUGCUGGCGACUUUCUCUUUCAUUUCCUCCAUUGAGAGCUUUUUUCCCCUUUCAAAGAGUCUUAUUUAUGUAUCCAUGAUCGUGCACAUAAACACCGAACAUGGCACCUUUUCCUUGAAACUGGCACAUGAUGAAUUAGCAUAGUUUUUUUUGGUCAUAUGCUUUUUUUUACCUCUCUUUUCUGGUUCUUCUUAUUGUUUUUAGAAGUCCAUGUUGAUGCCCAGAGAACACACAGAACACAUUCCUAGUUCAUACGGAUGGAUCCUAGUUCAUACAGAUCAAAGGAGCCGUGAUGAUUAUUUGAUUGAUCAA
Rhododendron vialii is the source of this 2697-nucleotide messenger RNA. Its product is annotated as vacuolar-sorting receptor 1-like. The record is from RefSeq and is a predicted model, not a curated record. Gene Ontology annotation, molecular function: calcium ion binding. Bases 429 to 2306 code for a protein of 625 amino acids. NCBI's taxonomy places the organism in Eukaryota, Viridiplantae, Streptophyta, Magnoliopsida, Ericales, Ericaceae. The transcript has 12 exons.